Molecule: messenger RNA, 1249 nt
Organism: Carica papaya (papaya)
Lineage: Eukaryota; Viridiplantae; Streptophyta; Magnoliopsida; Brassicales; Caricaceae
Source: RefSeq, a predicted model, not a curated record
CAUCCCCUUCAUUUUCAAGUCAACUCCUCAGGCAAUUCCCACAACCCAGAACUACUUUCUAUUAUUUCCAUGAACCAAAACUCCUCAUCGGAACCGGACCUUCCAGUUCCGGCGCCGCCGCCAAUUCGUCUCAUGCCUUCCUCCCCAUCUAUUUCACUCACCACGCUGACUCCAACUUCCGGAGCUCAGAGGCGAAUAGCGAUCGCUGUCGAUCUAAGCGACGAGAGCGCCUACGCCGUCCGAUGGACCGUACAGAACUAUCUCCGCCCCGGAGACGCUGUUAUCCUCCUCCACGUUCGCCCUACCAGCGUCCUCUACGGAGCCGACUGGGGUGCUAUCCAGCUUGAGAUCAAUAACAACAGCAAUCGUAAUCAUGACGAUUCCACCGCAACAACUGCUGAUGAACAUGAGAGGAAUCAGAGGCUUGAGGAUGACUUCGAUAACUUCACGACGACGAAGGCUAAUACGCUAGCGCAGCCGCUGGUGGACGCGCAGAUUCCGUUCAAGAUACAUAUUGUCAAGGAUCAUGAUAUGAAGGAGAGGUUGUGUUUGGAGGUCGAGAGGUUAGGGUUGAGCGCGAUGAUAAUGGGGAGUAGGGGUUUUGGUGCUGUCAGGAUUAGCUCUAAGCUUGGCCGGCUUGGUAGCGUCAGCGACUACUGCGUCCAACACUGUGCUUGCCCUGUCGUCGUGGUCAGGUCUUCCGAGGACAAGGAUGGCCGUCGGGGUUCUUCCGAGGUUGCCUCAACACUAGUUGGCGAGGACGCGGAGCUCCAUCCCUUGCCCGAGGAAGAGCAGGAGUAUCAUGACGCUGAGGAUUAGAGCUGUUCAAAUAGAUGCCCGUGGAUGCUUAAAGCAGUGGCAAGCUAUUCCUGACUUCAGGUACUUUACGAAUUCUGGUUAUGUUACAGUUCCAAUUUGCUUUGCUGUAUAAACUGGUAUAUUUUUUAUUAUUAGCUAAAGAACUGAAAUGGUUUCCCUACAUCAAUCCUGUGGAGAACAUGAUCAACUUAGAGUAAGAAGGCAAAAGCUGAAGGCUGGGAAACAAGUUUAAGAAGGCAAAGAAAUUCAGUUUGGGUGAUGAACAUUUGUAAAGUGGAGUUCGUAGUGGUUUCUUUUAUUGUGAAUUGUGUGCAUCUGCAGUAUUCGUGCAUUGUUGUACAUUAAAAUCUGUAUGGUCUCCAAACUUGUGUACGACAAGAACAUAAUUGUAACCUUCUCAUUUUAAUUAUAAAACUGAUUGGUUAAUCAU